AUGGAAGAUUUUGUUCAAAGGUGUCAUGGAGAAAGUCGUCAAGCAAGGGCCUCCAGGGCAGAGCCAGACGAAGAUUGCUAUGAAGAGGGCAUGCGUGUACCAGUGUCGGUCUUGAACGGGUGUGGAGACUCUUUCAUCGCUGCAGACGAAAAGCGAGAGAAGGCAAGAGAAAAACAACACUAUGCACUUGCUCUAUUGGACCGGUUGUUUAAACAUCUCCCUGCUCAGAUGACCAUCGGGCUUCUAUAUGACAUUGGAUGCCAGCUCGAACGGAGCUGUUGCAAGUGGAAGUUUAUGGACAACUCUAUUCUAUCUCGCAUUGCAUUUGCUGUUGCCGUAUUCCAUGCCUAUGGUCACCAGUGGCCUUGUCAGAUCGUGUACCACCCCAGGAAGCGAGAAGGAUUUGGACUUUUCCUCAAGCCUCUCAUCCCCUCCUUGCGUGUUUCUGGGUUUAAUCAGCGGCUUUUCAUCCUCGACACACAAAUUUGUCAUCUGGACUCAAAAUCAUUACAAGGGUUUGGACAUUGGCUCCAUCAGUGCUGGAUCCACUGUCAAACAAAGAAAAACGGUGCACUGGACAGUCUACAUGACUUACAGGUGGACGAACAUAUGCUUCGUGUAGAAUGGAAGGCUCAGGUUGAUCACCAGACAAAACCCGCACCACGACAAUCUAGAAACAAGGUGGUGGAGGUGAUUACUACCGUCCUAGCACUGGAAAAGACCCUAGAAGCUCAGGAGGCUUCUAUCCGUGAGCUCAAGAUGCAGCUCCAUGUGAAAACUGCUGACUCUCUCCGACGACAUCGAGCUGCGCUUGGAACAGAGGACAAGGUCAACCUGGAGAAGAUGAAGAAGGAUGUUUAUCUUAUGGUUUGCUUGAAUGCCCUUGCAGUCAAAACUCGUAUUCGCAACCGCCUUCGUCAAUGCAAGUUUGAGUUGGAGAGACUUGAGAGAUCGUAUAGAGCAACAAUCAAUGGUGCGUUGACGAUUUGA
Molecule: messenger RNA, 990 nt
Organism: Suillus plorans
Lineage: Eukaryota; Fungi; Basidiomycota; Agaricomycetes; Boletales; Suillaceae
Exons: 6
Coding region: 1-990 (329 amino acids)
Source: RefSeq, a predicted model, not a curated record